This is a messenger RNA of Aspergillus welwitschiae, 1364 nucleotides long. RefSeq lists its product as uncharacterized. The coding region runs from base 698 to 988 and encodes 96 amino acids. The record is from RefSeq and is a predicted model, not a curated record. The transcript has a single exon. Lineage: Eukaryota; Fungi; Ascomycota; Eurotiomycetes; Eurotiales; Aspergillaceae.
GCAUGAUGUAUCGACGGGAACACACACGGUGGACGGAUCGCGUUCAGAUUCAAUUAGCACGAGGGAUUUUUCCCAGCCAAUGAUAGGGAGAGCGAUCCAACGAGAGAAGAAAGGGAGAAAAACGGUCCCGUCGAAAUUAGCAUGAUUGUCCAGUCCGCGAUGCAGCUCAAAGUGGGAAUGGAUGCACCACACCGAGUGGGUCGGUUCCGAGGACUUCUCAUGUCUUGUCUACAUUACUAGUCCAUGGACACUAAACCUGGCCGAGCCAUGGUGGAAAGCUAAGUAUUGGAUUUUAAUCACUGAUUCAUUCACGGUUAGUCUACAUAUUUUCCAAUCCUCCCCGGUUUUGCAAUCCGGUGUAUAGUUAGUACCCUACUUUCCUACUGAAACCUGGGUUAAGUACUCCAUUAAGGAUGUCCCCGCCAGUGGGGGAUGUGACGGUGUACCGAUCCAGCUUGGUGCGCGUGUGUGAGGGUGAAACUAUUCAGUUUCUCUCCAGUAAGAGAAAGAAAGAGAGGAGAGAGAGAGAGGAAGAGGGAGAGGGAAGGAGGGAGAGCUGAGCUCUGGAUCUUCCAUGAGCUAGAACCUAAGCAGCUGCAAGAGCUACAGCUUGCUUUCCUUUUCCUUUUCUUUUUUACUUUUUCUUUUUGUAAAUUACAAUUGAAUACAUAUAGCGUUGCAGUACAAUCUCGAUGGGAUGAUGGAUUAUCAGCAAACUACGGAAGUGAGGCCACAUCUUCCGUACGUUAGAAGAUGCAGUAGUGAUUAUGAUUUGGAUCGGAUCGCUGAUAAAACCGUGGAUGAUUUGGUGGGAUCAACCCUGACUUCGGCUACAUACAUCUGGGCGGGCGCGACUAAAAAGCAAAAACAGGUGAAUGAACAGAUCGGCAUCGUAUCUCUAGCUAGCUUACUUGCUAGAAAAGGUUAUAAUCAUCAUUCAUUCAGUCAGUCAGUUAAUCAGUCUACUGAUCAAAUGAAGGAAAAGUAAAAACAGAAAAGGAGAAAGCAUGAUUGAACACUACUACUGUGUACUAGAACAACUGAGUGAAGCAAGUGAACUGGCAAUCAUAGCUAACCAACCAACUAACUAACCAACUGGGGAGGAGAGGGGAAAUUCCACGAGGAAAACUUUUCGGAAACGAGGAACAACCGCCUUCCGAUACGGUUUCCGGCUAAGAAAAUACCACGAGUGGAUGUGAAUGUUUUGUUCCAUGGAUACGGAUGAGGUACGCGUGCAACUACUAACUAACUAGUAACUAUGUAUGUAUCCUUCCCCUUCCUGCCGAAAAAGACCCGGCCGAACCCCAGCCUGGUUAUGGAUACAAAGAUGGAGAAUAAGUCCGGAGUACUCCGUACUAGGGAAG